Phymastichus coffea is the source of this 4334-nucleotide messenger RNA. RefSeq lists its product as uncharacterized. Lineage: Eukaryota; Metazoa; Arthropoda; Insecta; Hymenoptera; Eulophidae. The record is from RefSeq and is a predicted model, not a curated record. The coding region runs from base 885 to 2081 and encodes 398 amino acids. The transcript is spliced from 5 exons.
UUGCGAUGUCUCACUGCCUUGCUCUGAUCGGCGUUGACUAGCUCGCUUCUCGCUUAGCUUAGAUUUUGUGAAGCACGUAAACUUGGCAACAACGCAAGUUACGUUUAGAUUCGCCUAUGCAUGGAUUUGCCUAACUGGUGCGGUUGCCAAAUCUCGUACCACGCACGCACAAGAGUAUUACUCGGAAUUGUUGGCAUGUGAAAUCCACCACAAAAAACUUUUUUCAUUUUGGCCUUUGUGUAUGUACGUACCUCCGGAGUGAUUUUUGGAAGUAUCGGAGCAGUACAUAUCAUACGACUUCGUUAAAUUCUAUGGUUCUCGGACCUGUGUCAUCUGUGCAAGCCUUUUUGCAAAAUAAAAAUCUUAGGUUGACAAGACAUAUUGAUUAAUAUGUGAGGUUUCAACUACUUGUGGAAGAAAUGUUGAUAUAAUAUGCUAGGAGUCCUGAUACAAUAACAGAGUGUCACAUUUUGGACUUUGAACCAAGGGAGUCAAGAAGUUGAAGAUCCAGCUGAAAGACCAUGGUACUUAUAAAUUUAUAAGUAAGAAAUAACUUGAUCUCACGAUUGUUUCAAAGGCAAUCAUUAUGAAUUGACUCUAUUAAGCAACUAACGACCUUUGCCUUGGCUUUGGGCAUGAGAAGAACUCAAUACGAGCUCAUUUCUUUCUCGACAGAGACAGUCUAGCACAAUGAUCAUGAAGUUCUUCUAUGUGGUGGACUGCUGUAUAGUUAGGAUAAUUUUCAUCGCUUGGUGAUAGACCAGAAUAUAUGCAUUAUUUCUAAGGACAUCUUCAAUUGAAACUGCUAUCAAUUACGCAAUUAAUUUACACACAAGAUGAACAAGGUGGCUCAAUAACGGAGUAAGCGCUCGAUUAACGAUAGGAUGUACACAAAAAGGCACAAAAGAAGACUCGUACAAAAUAGAACUGAGAAGAAUAUGGAAGUAAUAAAGAAAUUCAUCAAGAAAUGUGUUGAUAAUAGAAAUGAUUAUAGCAAUGUAGCUGAUACUCAGUCAUCAACUACGCAGAUACAAGAAAAAACUGAUGAAGUUUACUUGAUUAGCAACGAAAUCAUUGACCCUAUCAAGAAUAGUAAUGAAACUCUAACUAGCAAUUUUCAUACGAAGAUACUCGGCUGUGAAACCAUUGCUGACAAAUUUACAAAUGAUGAAUGGUACGACUGUAUCGACGAAGAUAUAAUAAUGAAAGACACUGAAUUUGAAUACCGGUAUAGCGAUUGUGAGGAUAGCGGGUACAGCGAUUGCGAAUCGAGUGAUGUUUGUGAGGCCGACGAUCCUAGUAGUUCAGUUAAUUAUAAAUUUAAUGUCACGAAUACUUUAUCUGAUAAUAAUUCAAAGAGCGAAAAUAUCGGUAAUGUGUCUGAUCAAUUAAAAACUCUACUUCCUGAAUGGGUCAUUGACAAUAAUAUAACACAAACAGCUUUCACAGACCUUUUGCACCGACUGCGUCGAGAUGUUCCUUCACUGAAAUUACCAUUAGAUUCAAGAACUUUACUUAAAACUCCUGAACAUACAGAAAUUUACAAAAUAAAUGGAGGCGAAUACUGCCAUUUUGGAUUAUCUUCAUGUUUAGAAAAAAUUGCACUAGAUAGAAGAUUAUUAAAGAUUGAACAAAAAACCAUAGAUCUAUUAAUCAACGUCGACGGAGCUCCAAUGGGAAAAAGUACUGCAAAAACGUUAUGGCCUAUAUUGUGCUCGGAUAAGCUAGGAAAAAAUGUUUAUAUUGUAGGCAUCUUUAAUGGAUGUUCCAAACCUGAAGAUUCUGAUGAAUUCUUGAAAUUUUUUAUAGAAGAAGCGAAGAAUUUUGUUAAUAAUGGUAUCACCAUAUUGAAAACGCAUUAUAAUGUAAUCAUUGAUGGCAUAAUUUGCGACGCCCCCGCAAAAGCCUAUAUAUUGGGAGUGAAAUGCCAUUCAGGCUAUUCUAGUUGCACGAAAUGUGAAAUUGUUGGUCAAAUGAAGAAAUGCGUUUGUUUUCCAGGAGGGAUUUCGACUUUAAGAGAAGAUGCCAAAUUCAAUGAGUUUGCCUAUUCCGAUGAAGACAAAAAAAAAAUUAUCAAUUAAAAAAAUCAAGUUUAUCAAAAAUACCUAAACUAGGUCUAGUAUCUCAAGUCCCUUUGGACCCGAUGGACUUGGUAUUUUUGGGUGUCUGUCGCAAAUUAUUUUUGAUUUGGUUGUUCGCGCGACUUUCUUGUAAACUUCCAGCAUAUGUAAUUAAUCGCAUUUCUGCUGCAAUGAUCACAUUAGCCGAUUAUAUUCCAUACGAGUUCGCCAGGAAACCACGAAGUUUCAAAGAUAUUAAAUUCUUUAAAGCCACAGAAUGGAGACAAAUCUUGUUAUACAUUGGUAUAAUUGUUUUGAAAGAUAAUGUAUCUCCUGCUAUCUACAACCAUUUUGUAGUUCUACACGUUGCUAUAAGUAUAUUCAGUAAUCCAUUGAUGUGUAAAUAUAAUUCUUGGAUCGAUUAUGGUGAAAAAUUGCUGUGUAUGUUUGUUCCUACAUUUCAAAAGCUUUAUGGUCGCCGUUAUGUAUCUCAUAAUGUGCAUGGUUUGUAUCACUUAGCUAAUGACGUACGAAGAUACGGAGAAUUGGAUACAUUUUCAGCCUUCAGGUUUGAAAACUUUAUUGGACGAAUAAAAAAUCUAAUCCGCAAUGGGAAUCGGCCCUUACAACAAAUAUCGCGCAGAAUAACUGAAAUCGAAAAUCGAAAGAGUAAAGAAUUUUACAUGUGCAAUGACAAUAUUCCGAUUUUUAAACAACAACAUCAUACAGGUCCUGUAGCAGACCAACCUACAGAUGUAUUACAGUACAAAGUUGGGAUAUUCGACACAUUCAAGAUAAAUUGUGAUGAUGAUAAAAACAGCUACGUCUAUGUCAAUCAUCAGCACGUAGUUAAAGUUUUGAAUAUUGUAUGCAACAACAAAGAUUACUGCAUCGUUGGAAAGAAAUUGGAUAUUCUAGGGCCUGUAUAUACGCAGCCUCUGUCUUCUAGUCAACUAGGAAUUAAUGUUGUACAGAAAAACGACAGCGCGUCUCCUGAAUGUUGGAAAAUUGAUGAUAUUACAGCCAAAGUGUUAAUAUUACCAUACAAGCAAGUUAAAGUAGUUUUUCCGAUUCUACACACACUACGCAAUAAAAAGGAAUAAAAUUUCUUUGACUGUUACAGUGAUUUGAUUGUAUAAAGCUGCUGCUAUUUGUAAAAUCAUACCGCGCGACUUAUAGAGAAAAACAUCCGCGUUCUUGUACUUGUAUUAUAAUUAAUCUCGAUGAAUAUGAAAAAAAAUCAGUCAUACAUCGCUGUACUUGUAUUAUAAUUAAAUUUAAGAUCUUAAAGAUUGUCAAUGACGGCUGUAUAAAUAUAUCGAAAUAUCGGAUUCGUAAUACAUAUUAUAAUUGAACUACUGCGUGAUAAGAAAAAAAAACAAAUUUGUUUUGACCGUAUCUGACUGUGUUGGAAUAUUUUCGUACAGGAGGCGAUCAAAAUGUUUUAUUCUUCCGUUGAACGAGUUUGAAAAAAAACUUUGUUUUCAAUGUUUACGAUGGUGGGUUUCAAUAAUAUAAAAUAAUGAAUGUGUUUUCAACAAAAUUUAGCUUUUAAUUGCCGUGUUUUUUCAUUACAAGCUGAACAAAAAAAUCUUUAGUAGUUUAUUUGCGGCCGCGGAUUUUUUUUCAAACUGUUCGGCCAAUAAUCAUGAAAAAAAAGUCCGAUUAAAAUUGAAUUCUUCUUACAUAUAAGAUGAUUAUAAAAAUAGUUUCACUUUAUAGAUGACACAUUCCUUCAAAUUAGCUCUACAUUCAUGCUUGACAAAAAAAUUAUUGUACUUUUUACUUGAAAAAAAAACACGUUCGAGAGAAACUAUGUGUUUUUUUCCUAUAAUGGUCAAUAUUAUUUCGUAGAUAUUUUGAUUUUGAAACGUUUUUUUUUUGUAAAAAAAGUACCACCCUAUCCGAAAAAAAUAUAAAAUACUAAAAAAGGUGUAUCUCAUCUCGAUGAAUAUGAAAAAAAAAAUUUGUUUCACACCGCUGCGUUGACAAAAAAAAAUCGACGAACGUAUAUCAGACUCAAUGUGAUUUUUUGCGUAAGAAAUCCAAGUGCAUAAAGCCACUUUGCGCAAUUUUAAUUUUGUGUAGAGCUUAAUAUAAUGAAAAAGCGUAACCAAAAAAAAAAGCCUAAGAUUGUUGCCUUGCGAGAUUAAUGAAAAUGUUGAUAUUAAGAAUAAGACGAUAUUAUCAAAUUGUUCUGCUUUGUACGUAUUAUUAAGAUUAUAAGUUGUUUGUAAACUAAAUAAUGUAACAUUUUGUUCAUCGAAAAAUAAA